Molecule: messenger RNA, 1173 nt
Organism: Colletotrichum destructivum
Lineage: Eukaryota; Fungi; Ascomycota; Sordariomycetes; Glomerellales; Glomerellaceae
Product: Putative Luciferase-like domain, FMNH(2)-dependent dimethylsulfone monooxygenase SfnG
Exons: 2
Coding region: 1-1173 (390 amino acids)
Biological process (GO): alkanesulfonate catabolic process
Molecular function (GO): alkanesulfonate monooxygenase activity
Source: RefSeq, a predicted model, not a curated record
AUGGCGGCUCAACCACAUCCCCUGAACACCGAAUCAGAUCGGUUGCUCUUCGCCUACUGGGUGCCGAACGUCUCGGGAGGUCUCAUCAUCAGCAAGAUCCCACAGAAGACGAACUGGGACCUCGCAAGCAACGUCAAGUAUGCAAAAGCAGCAGAGAAGGCCGGCAUCGAGUACGGCCUGACCCAGAUCCGGUUCACGUCCGGGUACGGCGCCGCCAACCAGCACGAGUCCGUGUCCUUCUCCCAGGCGAUCCUCCAGGCCACCGACACCAUCAAGGUCAUCGCCGCCAUCCUCCCGGGGCCGUGGAACCCGACGACGGUCGCCAAGCAGAUCGCCAGCAUCGACCACUACAGCAAUGGCCGCAUCGCCGUCAACAUCGUCAGCGGCUGGUUCAAGGGAGAGUUCACCGCCAUCGGCGAGUGGUGGCUCGAGCACGCUGAGCGCUACCGCCGCAGCAACGAGUUCAUCCGCUGUCUCAAGGGCAUCUGGACGGCCCCCGACGACGUCGGCUUCACGUUCGGCGGCGACUUCUACCGCUACCGGAACUACGUUCUCAACCCCAAGCCUGUCCAGAAGCCGCACCCGGAGAUCUUCCAGGGCGGCAACAGCGACGACGCGCGCAACAACGGCGCCGAGGUCAGCGACUGGUACUUCAUGAACGGCAACGACCUCGACGGGUUCCGCGCCCAGAUCGAGGACGUCCGGGCGCGUGCGGCCAAGGUCGGGCGCGAGGGCGAGGUCCGCUUCGCCGUCAACGGUUUCGUCAUCGUCCGCGAGACCGAGGAGGAGGCCGUCCGCGUGCUGCAGGAGAUCCAGGGCAAGGCCGAUGCAGAGGCCGUCAACGCGUUCCGCGACUCGGUUCAACAGGCGGGCGCCAGCACGGCCAACAAGAAGGGCAUGUGGGCCGACAGCAAGUUCGACGACCUGGUCCAGUACAACGACGGGUUCAAGACCAAACUCAUCGGGACCAAGGAACAAGUUGCCGAGCGUCUGGUGCUGCUCAAGAGCCUUGGCGUCCACCUCGUGCUGACGGCCUUUCUGCACUAUGAUGAGGAGAUUGAACUGUUCGGAAGGGAUGUCCUGCCGCUGGUUCGGCAGUAUGAGAAGGAGGGCCGAGGAAAAGAUGCCAACUUUGAGAUCGCGAGAACGGGGGAUGUUUACAGGAAGAAGUAG